Molecule: messenger RNA, 1372 nt
Organism: Exophiala dermatitidis NIH/UT8656
Lineage: Eukaryota; Fungi; Ascomycota; Eurotiomycetes; Chaetothyriales; Herpotrichiellaceae
Exons: 2
Coding region: 162-518 (118 amino acids)
Source: RefSeq, a predicted model, not a curated record
GGAUAGUUCAUCCAUGUUUGCCCUCGAGUCAGGAUAGAGCAAAACCAAAUCUACCGGCAAUUUUGGGACUCCGGUCGCCAGAGUCUAGCUCGGUCGAAAACAGACGCCACAACGGCAGAGAUACUCAUCACUGAUAGCGGCAGACUCGUUCAAUCUACAGUAUGUGGAAAAUGGCGGUCGAUUCGGGGGCUGCGGCAGUGGCGUCGAGAGAGUCGCGCGUCGCGAAAAACAUGUCAAGUUACACGAUCGGAGGGGCUGAACCUUCGAUUGCUAGGCUGCUGUGUUGUACCACUACACCGGCAUCCCUCUACAAGCCCUCGACAUGGUCUGAGCCUCAGACUACACUGCCUGGCGAAAGGUGCGGCACACCACCGGUCUUCCUGGUCCUUGCAAUGAAUGAACACCGCUGUCCUAGCCUGGGGCAACUGGGAUGCCCUGUACACACGGGGUCGAGGUGUUCUAGGCUCAAUUUUGGGGCGGCCGCAUCUUCUUUGUUUGUGUAUCUGGUGGCUGACUGAGCUCUCUGGAGCUUGGUUACAUGAGAGGUGGAAGGCUGACGAGAAGCGCGUCGACUGCGAGAUGGCUUACAAUUAGGCUUGCACCUCUCACCAUCUCUACCCAUUGUGGGCUGUUUUUUAAAUCAGAUCCAGCCCACCUGCGGGUCUAUCGAACAUUCUUGGCUGUGAUGUUCAGCCCUGGAUCCCAAUCAUCUCACCAUCCCUGUCGCUUUCCAGGGGUUUGGCUUUUUAACGAUUCUUCUUCUCUCCCUUGACCCUCUUCAUCUGCCCACUACUGUACCUUACUGUCGGCGAAGAAGGAAGAAGGCAAGGGAUCUCUGGUCGAGCCACUGCAACUGCUAGUGCAGGAACCCGGAAUUGCGUUGCCUACAACCUGCGGGCCUACAGUGCCAGUUACUGUGCUAUCAUACAGUAUGUGGGACUAACAGGCAGCAUCCUCCGCUCCCGGGCUAAUAGUCUGUCAAUUACCUUUUUUUGCCCGCGCGCGCACACACACCAAGUUUUAUCAGUGUGUGCGAGACACCGCAGAGACAGCGCAAGCCACCUGCCAGCAGAGGCGUCAGUUGAGAGUUCUGACAGCCGUGAUGAGACCGCGGGUCCUGCGUGCUCAAGGGGGUGUUUACUGCUCAACUUCUGUCUCCCCUCCAUGAACCCGCCAUUCAGGUUCUUCCCUGGAUGCACUCUUCCCUCUCAGGGGGUGUAGAUGAUCGACUGUUCGGCGCGCUUUCGAUCUUAGAGCGGGAACCGCCGUGGACUGGAGCUCAGUCCGAGCGAGCCACCAACGUGACGAUCGCAGCGAGUACUCAAGCACAGAAAUACUGGCUUGGCCCAAUCAUAGGUAGUCAAGCUGACGC